Candidula unifasciata is the source of this 2082-nucleotide messenger RNA. NCBI's taxonomy places the organism in Eukaryota, Metazoa, Mollusca, Gastropoda, Stylommatophora, Geomitridae. The record is from the annotation of a GenBank genome assembly.
GUCAGCUUCAGCAUUCUAGAAAACUCCACUCUAGCAGUCUACAUCACAUUUCAGAACGCCGACUGUGAUAGGCUUGAUGAGAUUGAAGAUGAGUUUAUGAGAAUCAUCACCAAAAUUGCCAACCGCGAUGAAGCACUGGACAUGAAACGUAUGUCUGCUGUGAUUCACCGGCGUAAAUUGGACACUUUAAGCAGCCUGGAGUACAUGCCUUAUGACACAACAGCCUUCUUUAUCAUCGGACACUUUUUGUAUGGCAGUGAUGAGGAAGAUCUCAAAAACAGACUAAACACUGUUGACCUCUGUGACCGGAUGCAGAAUGAGACGGAAGAGUUUUGGCUUAACCUCCUGAAGAAGUAUUUCUUGGGCACACCCAGAGUUGUGAUUAUUGGGCGGCCAAGCCUGGAUCUUGGAGCUGAUAUGGGGAAGGAGGAACAGGAGCGUAUAGAGAAACAGAAAGAAGAACUUGGAGAAGAGGGACUGAAAGAAUGCAAGAGACUGGUAGAGAAAGCUGAGGAGGAAAAUUCACGCCCAGCUCCAAAGUCGGUCCACGACAAAAUACAACCCCCGAGUACAGAGAGCAUCAUCUUGCACACGAUCAGCCCCAGCACCAACAUUGCCAACAGCAGCACGCAAGACACGAACAAAAACUUCCCUCUCUCAGACCUGCCGUUCCGCUUCAUGCUGGAUGACAUCCACACCAAUUUUGUUGAACUAAAUAUACUGCUGGAUUCCUGUGAGUUGCCACAGAGAUUGAGAUAUUAUCUGCCCCUGUACAGUGACCUACUUUCUGAAAGUGCUGUUGUACGAAAUGGAGUGCUUAUGCCCUAUGAGGAGGUGGUGGCACAGCUAGAGAUCGACACCUGCUUUUGUGGAGCUGGUUCGGGUUUCCCUGGAGCUAAACACUUGCGGUGUGGAGCUUUCCCUCAGGUGUUUGCCUUGACCAUCAGGGCUGAAGAUUCCAAGUAUGAGACAGCUGUGUCCUGGGCCAGAGACUUGUUGUUUCACAUCUGCUUCACUGCCGACCGGGUGAAGAUUGUAGCACAGAAGCAGCUGAGUGAGACCUCCACGGCGAAGCGUAGCGGCAGCAAGAUCAUGAGAACACUGCUAAGGGAGCUCUGUUUCCAACCUGAAUCCAACCUGCGAGUUGUGUCCAUGUUGAGACAGGCUUCUUUUCUGUCAGAUCUCAUCAGCAAACUGGACUCAAACCCUGGUCAGGUAUUGAAAGACUUGAAAGAACUACAGAAAAUUCUCACCUGUCCCAACAAUAUACAAGUGCACCUGGCAUGUAAUGUGUCUAACUUGGCUGCCAGAGUAUCCCCUGCCAGCCCUUGGAAAGCAUUCCUACCUGAUGCCCCUGUGGAAGGUCGGCCAUCCAGCAUCCAUGUGACCAGAACCUCUGAGCUAGCCAUCCCACGAGAGCAGAUCCCCAACCCCCAUGUUAUUGUGGGCAUCAAGGAGGUGGAGUCCUCGUUCAUGAUGCAGACCGUCCCUGGCAUCUCUGACUUCCUGCACCCUGACCUGCCGGCACUGAUGGUUCUGCUGCAGUACUUCACUCAGUGCGAGGGGCCCAUGUGGAGACGGAUCAGAGGCCUAGGAUUAAGUUACAACUACAACAUGUAUGUAGAUGUGGAGGCUGGUCUGUUGUUUUUCUUGCUGAGCAAAGCCACUUACAUUCAGGAUCCCUACAAGGAAGCAAAAGCUAUAGUGACAGAGUACUUGACUGGUGAACAAGAAUUCUCCCAGAUGGAACUGGAAGCAGCCAAAUCAAGCCUCAUCUUCGAGCUUGUGGAAGAACAAAAGACUGUCCUCAAAUCUUCGGAACUGUCUCUCCUCUCCUACUUCCAGCAAGUGCCUCACUCAUACCCCAAGGAUAUGUUGGACAGAGUAUCCCAGGUGAAGCUUGAGGAUCUAGAACGUGUGGGCCUCAAGUAUGUCUUACCACUGUUUGACCCUGCCAAGACACGAUGUGCCAUCGUUGUCAACUUCACCAAAGUGCAGCACACACAAGAGAUAUUUCUGCAAAAGCAUGAAAUUAAACUGACAGAAUUGCAACUUGAAGAUGAGUCCCUGAUCAGCUUGUAA